UACUAUCUGUGAUGGUAUUUUGUGCUUAAAUUUGAAGCUGUAAGUUUUAUGUUUCGUGAUUUCGUUUCAUGUAAUCUUUCAUUUUAGUUUCAGAGGUGAAGGAAGUGUGACCACUCGCCAAAAUGGUAAACGGGAGGGUUCCUUCGGUUCACUCCAAGACAUAUGUAACUCCCAGGCGUCCUUAUGAAAAAGCACGUUUGGAUCAGGAGUUGAAAAUAAUUGGUGCUUUUGGACUUCGCAACAAGCGUGAAGUAUGGAGAGUUAAAUAUGUUCUCGCUAAAAUCCGUAAAGCUGCUAGAGAACUGCUUACUUUAGAUGAGAAAGAACCUAAAAGAUUGUUUCAAGGUAAUUAUUUUUAAUUUUUUCAGAAUAUA
Messenger RNA from Leptinotarsa decemlineata (Colorado potato beetle), 374 nucleotides. RefSeq names its product Ribosomal protein S9 (gene RpS9). Gene Ontology annotation, molecular function: rRNA binding; structural constituent of ribosome. Lineage: Eukaryota; Metazoa; Arthropoda; Insecta; Coleoptera; Chrysomelidae. The record is from RefSeq and is a predicted model, not a curated record. Gene Ontology annotation, biological process: ribosomal small subunit biogenesis; translation. Gene Ontology annotation, cellular component: cytosolic small ribosomal subunit.